Molecule: messenger RNA, 1359 nt
Organism: Equus quagga
Lineage: Eukaryota; Metazoa; Chordata; Mammalia; Perissodactyla; Equidae
Gene: GLRA2
Product: glycine receptor alpha 2
Exons: 9
Coding region: 1-1359 (452 amino acids)
Biological process (GO): nervous system process; regulation of membrane potential; chloride transmembrane transport
Cellular component (GO): synapse; postsynaptic membrane; neuron projection
Molecular function (GO): transmembrane signaling receptor activity; transmitter-gated monoatomic ion channel activity; extracellularly glycine-gated chloride channel activity
Source: RefSeq, a predicted model, not a curated record
AUGAACCGGCAGCUAGUGAACAUUUUGACAGCCUUGUUUGCAUUUUUCUUAGAGACAAACCACUUCAGGACGGCUUUCUGCAAAGACCAUGACUCCAGAUCUGGAAAACAACCUUUGCAGACUCUAUCCCCUUCAGAUUUCUUGGACAAAUUAAUGGGAAGGACAUCAGGAUAUGAUGCAAGAAUCAGGCCAAAUUUUAAAGGUCCUCCAGUAAACGUUACUUGCAAUAUUUUUAUCAACAGUUUUGGAUCAGUCACAGAAACCACCAUGGACUACCGAGUGAACAUUUUUCUGAGACAACAAUGGAAUGAUUCACGGCUGGCAUAUAGUGAGUACCCUGAUGAUUCCCUGGACUUGGACCCAUCAAUGCUGGACUCCAUUUGGAAACCAGAUUUGUUCUUUGCCAAUGAGAAGGGUGCCAACUUCCAUGAUGUCACAACCGAUAACAAAUUGCUUCGGAUUUCAAAAAAUGGCAAAGUGCUCUACAGUAUCAGACUCACCUUGACUUUAUCCUGUCCCAUGGACUUGAAGAAUUUUCCAAUGGAUGUCCAGACCUGUACAAUGCAGCUGGAGAGUUUUGGGUACACGAUGAAUGACCUGAUAUUUGAAUGGUUAAGUGAUGGUCCAGUUCAAGUUGCUGAAGGACUGACCCUGCCCCAGUUUAUUUUGAAAGAAGAGAAGGAACUCGGCUACUGCACAAAGCACUAUAACACUGGAAAGUUUACCUGCAUCGAGGUUAAGUUUCACCUGGAACGCCAGAUGGGAUAUUAUCUGAUCCAGAUGUACAUCCCCAGUCUGUUGAUAGUCAUUUUGUCCUGGGUCUCAUUUUGGAUAAACAUGGAUGCAGCCCCUGCCAGGGUUGCACUGGGCAUCACCACAGUCUUAACGAUGACCACCCAGAGUUCAGGUUCCAGGGCAUCUCUGCCAAAGGUCUCCUAUGUAAAAGCGAUUGACAUCUGGAUGGCGGUGUGCCUUCUGUUUGUGUUUGCGGCCUUACUGGAAUAUGCAGCAGUGAACUUCGUCUCCAGGCAACACAAGGAGUUCCUGCGGCUCCGGAGAAGACAGAAGAGGCAGAAUAAGGAAGAAGAUGUUACUCGUGAAAGUCGUUUUAAUUUCAGUGGUUAUGGGAUGGGUCACUGCCUCCAAGUGAAAGAUGGAACAGCUGUCAAGGCCACGCCUGCCAACCCGAUCCCACAACCCCCAAAAGAUGCAGAUGCCAUCAAGAAGAAGUUUGUGGACCGGGCAAAAAGGAUUGACACAAUAUCUCGAGCUGCCUUCCCAUUGGCCUUCCUUAUUUUCAACAUCUUUUACUGGAUCACAUACAAGAUCAUUCGGCAUGAAGAUGUCCACAAGAAAUAG